Molecule: messenger RNA, 1312 nt
Organism: Hydractinia symbiolongicarpus
Lineage: Eukaryota; Metazoa; Cnidaria; Hydrozoa; Anthoathecata; Hydractiniidae
Product: neuropeptide FF receptor 2-like
Exons: 1
Coding region: 233-1312 (359 amino acids)
Biological process (GO): G protein-coupled receptor signaling pathway
Cellular component (GO): membrane
Molecular function (GO): neuropeptide Y receptor activity
Source: RefSeq, a predicted model, not a curated record
UAAGGAUUGCAUGUUGCGUAAAUUUAUCGCUUAGGAAUGAUUCUUUUUUAUUGGUUAAUAUCCAUUGCAUGCGUUUUCCUGAUUUCUCUGUUGUUAGUAAGAAUAUACACAAAUAUAUCUUGGUAAGGUAGCCGUACUACAUUCAUUUAUUGUAUUGUUUUUUUUAUCGGCUUCUUCUCCAUUUUAUCUUCCCUUGUCAGACAUACUGGUUGUAUCACAUAUGUGUUGAUUGAUGGAUAAUACAACCAUUACAGCAAUCAAUGAACAAACAGGCAUUACUGUCACAAUUAUGUUUACCAUGUAUUAUUGCAUUGUAUUUCUGAGUGGGCUUAUCGGCAAUGUAUUGAUAUUGAUAGCUGUAUUAAAGUUCAAACACAUGAAAACAGUAUUCAACGGAUUUCUUGCAAACUUAGCAAUUACUGACAUCUUAUUUGUUUUGUUUUCCAUAUUCAAUGCUGUUGAUUUUUACGUUGGCGAGUGGGAAUUUGGAGAAGUUUGGUGUCGCGUUCAGGGCACCUUUAUUGAAGCUUCAUACACAAUAUCAGUUUUGACACUUGUUGCAGUCGCUGUAGAAAGAUACGUUUCCAUAUGUUAUCCACACAAACGAAAACGUACGUUUAAACAAAGUUUAUAUAUGUCCGCUGCAUUGUGGAUGAUUGCUUUCAUAUUUUGCUCUCCCUUGUUUUACGGCUAUUUCAUACGAUUAGAGGAAACAUCCGGACAAACAAAUAAAAAAAGCAAAAAAAUAUGCGCAAAUGAUAACUGGUCAAAAAAAUCUCGAUUAAUUUUUUACGUCGUUCAUUCUGUUUUGAUUUAUUUACUUCCAUUGACUGUCAUGUGUAUAUCGCAUUACAGAAUAUCGAAAGUUCUCAUCAGACAAAAAAAGGUUCAGCCAAAUACCUUAGGUGUUAGAAAUAAAAACACUGGCGAACCUAACAAUGGAAGCACCAUUGGAUCGACGAACACAAGAAAAGGACGACUCCCAGUAUUGCAAAGAAGUCAACAACGUAAUAUAAAAAAACGAAUUAAUAUCAUUAAGCUCUUCCUUGUUGUGACUGGCAUAUUUUUCAUUUUAUGGACACCAUUCAUUGUGAUUCGGUUAGCAAAAUAUUUUAACACACAUGUGCAUGUGAUGAUUUGGAGAACGUCUCAGCUACUUAUCCUUGCUACUGCUGCAGUUAAUUGGAUUAUUUAUGCUCUGAUCAGUCCAUCGUUUAAAAAAACUUUUAAAUGUAUACUUGCCUUUGACUUUAACACGAAUUCGACAUGCGUUAUGAAUGAAACUACAAGGGUUGGUUCAAUUGCAAAUUAA